This is a messenger RNA of Bacillus rossius redtenbacheri, 2119 nucleotides long. Its product is annotated as solute carrier family 2, facilitated glucose transporter member 8-like. The record is from RefSeq and is a predicted model, not a curated record. Gene Ontology annotation, biological process: carbohydrate transport; transmembrane transport. Gene Ontology annotation, molecular function: sugar transmembrane transporter activity. Gene Ontology annotation, cellular component: membrane. Lineage: Eukaryota; Metazoa; Arthropoda; Insecta; Phasmatodea; Bacillidae. Bases 364 to 1737 code for a protein of 457 amino acids. The transcript has 5 exons.
CCGAGCAGCCUCGCAGUCCGCGCCCGAGUGACGGCGCGGUCUGAGGUCCGCCACUGCGUCACAGCCACGCGCACUGCGUCACAGCCACGUGCACUGCGUCACAGCCACGCGCACUGCGUCACAGCCAGCGCGACCCGGCGUGCAGUUCGCGGUGUCGGACACCAGACGGCGCUGUGCGUGGACGCGGGUCACGUGAUCUACAGAUCUCGCGGCCAUCGCGGGCCGUCGAGACGCGGCUAUCAGCGCCCCGGGGGUCGUCGCUUAUCGCGAGAGGCGCUGCCCCGCGGCCUCGCUUCUGAUUCACGGCCAGGACCAAGUCGCCCAAGUCCAGAAGGAUACCGUUAACGAGUGUAAAGUGUGGCGAUGGAAGAGAUGAUGUGUAAAGAGGCUGAGGUCAGACCGUGGUCCAGCAGCAGGAAGCUGCCCCAGUACCUGGCUGCUUUCUCAGCGUCGCUGAUGUCGUUCAGCGGAGGCACGUGCCUCGCCUGGGCGUCGCCCGCCACGCCCCUGCUGCAGGCAGCGGGGGAGCUGACGGCCGCCCAGGCCUCCUGGGCGGGGUCCCUGCUGCCGCUGGGAGCGGCGCUGGGGGCGCCCGUGUCCGGCUGGCUGCUGCCACGACGAGGUCCCAGGGGGACUCUGCUGCUGCUGGGAGCGCCCUUCGCCCUGGGGUACGUGGUGCUGCUGGCCCUGCACGCCCACCCUGCGUGCAUGUACGCCGCGAGGCUCCUGUCAGGGGCCGCCCUGGGCGGGCUGUGCGUCGCCACUCCCGUCUACCUCGCCGAGAUCUCCGAGGACUCCGUGCGUGGCGGCCUGGGCUCCUUCCUGCAGCUCAUGUUCAGCAGCGGCAUCCUCUUCGUGUACCUGCUGGGUCUGGCGGACAGCUACGUCCUGCUGGCGGCGUGCUGCCUCGCGGUGCCUCUCGCCUCCACGGCGGUGCUGUUCUGGAUGCCCGAGUCCCCGGUCCACCUGCUCGCGAGGAACCGCCGGCAGGAGGCGACGGAGUCCCUGCGGUGGCUGCGCGGGGGUCGUCCCGACCUGGCGGGCGAGCUGCAGUCCCUCCAGGCCGGCCGGGAGGAGGGAACCUGGAGGGACCUGGUGUCCUGCCCCAGCGCGAGGAAGGCCCUGGGCAUCUCCCUGGGCCUGGUGGCCUUCCAGCAGCUGAGCGGCAUCUGCGCCGUUCUGUUCUACGCCGAGAGGAUCUUCCUGGAGGCGGGCAGCCCGAUGUCACCGGGGGCGUGCUCCGCUGUCACGGGCGCCGUCAUGGUGGUGGGGUCGUGUCUCGGGUCGCUCCUCGCGGACCGCCUGGGGCGCAGGGUCCUGCUUCUCUGGUCGGGCUGCCUCCUGACCCUCACCUCGGGGCUGCUCGGGGGCCACUUCCUGCUGAUGGAGGUGUCGCUCUCGCGCCUGACGCUGGCCUGGGCGCCGCUCCUCGGCUCCGCCGUCUACAUGGUCGCCUACUGCGUCGGCCUCGGGCCCCUGCCGUGGGUCGUCAUGGCCGAGGUGCUGCCGCCCCGCGCCAAGGGCCUCGCGGGGUCCGUCUGCUCCUCCUUCUGCUGGCUGCUGUCCUUCCUCGUCGCCAAGUCCUUCCAGGACCUCAAGGACGCGGCCGGCACCCACCUCGCCUUCUGGGUCUUCUGCUUCUGCUGCUUCGUCAGCGUCCUGUUCGUCCACUUCGUCGUGCCGGAGACCAAGGGCAAGUCCCUCCGACUCAUACAGGAAGAAAUGACAAUCAAGUAGAGAGAGCGGUGUUACUUACAUUCUUCUACUCUUUCCUGUUCAUUGGGUACAAUGUCAUCGACACAUGAACAUUAUUGAUUCCUACUUGACCCUACUCUCAAAAAUACUUUCGGUUUAGUUUUUUUUUUCAUAUUUCAUGUAAUUUGAUAUGACAAACCAUGAUUAUUGAUAAAAUGGAAAAAAAAAUUCAAAUGGGGAGAGAAAACUAUGAUCUGUAUUUUCCUGUCACUAUCUAAUUUAAUUAAUUUUCCAUGUCAACAACAUUUGUGUUUAACACAAAAUUUCUUCAUUAAUCGGCAUAGUUCUAUAAACAUUGUUAUUCAUCUGUCACCAGUUAAUUGACAAUAUUUAAGAAAAAAAUAAAUAUUAUGUAAAUCAGGCA